This is a messenger RNA of Rhizoctonia solani, 1431 nucleotides long. RefSeq names its product F-box-like protein. Bases 1 to 1431 code for a protein of 476 amino acids. The record is from RefSeq and is a predicted model, not a curated record. NCBI's taxonomy places the organism in Eukaryota, Fungi, Basidiomycota, Agaricomycetes, Cantharellales, Ceratobasidiaceae. The transcript has 5 exons. Gene Ontology annotation, molecular function: protein binding.
AUGGCUUGUUUUGAAGAAUUACCUGAUGUGGUUCUUUAUGCCAUCUUGGCGCAUCUAGAGCUCCGACGAGAUUUAGCAACCUGCUGCUUAGUAUCAAAAUACCUGAAAGAUCUUGCAACUUCUAGUCUAUAUGAUACAGUCUAUCUCGGCUUCGCUAGUCACUUGGAUCAGAUUGCUCGACGUUUUGUGGCAGAAGGUAUAGUAGCUGCACAAGCCAGAGAGCCGACCAAAUCUCGUCUCUCUAAAAAAUGUACUGGGUCCUACGUCCGGUGUUUGAUUUUUGACGACAACCGGUACACCACACUAUACAAACGUGAUGAACUUCUCUGCGACUACUCAAUUUCGGACUUUCAGCCUGCUAUCCCUUACUUGAAGAACUUGAGGACUCUUGCCUGGAGAUCUCAAUGGCUACCCGAGAAAACGGCAUUGUUUACUUCUUUGAGGACUCACUGUAGUCUCUUGCGCUCGGUUGAAAUUCAUAAUUGGUACCACAUAUUUGAUCCUAUCCCGGAUCACUAUGCGGACUCCCUAUUUGGAUUCACGAACCUCGACCGUCUGGCUAUCAACUCCAAGUUCUUAGCACACGGACAGAAUCGGCUACCCGAGUCCAUAAUUGCAAUGAUACGAGCGUCUGCUAAUCUUAAAUCCCUAGAGCUUAAUCUGGGAGAACCCAGCACGGAAACCGACAGGACAUGGUCACCAAACAAACUAUUCAAAGAGGUGGGGCUCGUAUUUCCAGGGCUCCACACCCUGCGCUUGGGCGGCCGUAUAGCUGUACAGUGGCCUCUAACGCUUUCAAAAGGAUCCACUUUCUUUCACUUGUUCUUUGAAAAACACCAAGCCCUCGAAUCGAUAUCACUUGCAUGGGCGCCCGGCUUAAAUGAGCAGAACGAUUUGGGCCCGGAAGUCGUUACCUCACUAUUCCCAUCCGUUCGCCAUUUUGAAGGACCCGCUUUUCUGUGCGUGUCGGUUCUCCGCUCGCCUUUGGCACUUCAGCUCGAGAGCUUGAGUAUACUUGAUAAGCAACUUGGAAUCAGCAAGACACAACAUAUCAACCAAUUAGCAAAUGCUGCGGACAGCUUACCAAACCUCUCGGUGCUCAAUUUUUAUUUGGAAUCUGACCCUCAAGCACAAUAUCGGGCCAUCAAGGAAAUUUCUCGAAUAGCUCCUAAAUUACGUGAAAUUUGCGUGCAAGCUUUACAGAUUGACCUAAGAAUGUCGAUUGUCGAGGGGUUGAAGCAUGCAUCGAAUCUUCGCAAACUGACCGCCAGAGUCUCUGUGGUUACCCCCAAAGCUUUGCGAGCGCUAUUGAACGUGUGUCCUCGACUCGAAGAGCUGCAAGAUACUUAUAAACCUCAUGCCAUUCGAAGCUGGAGGGUUAUGCAUGGACCAGCUGGUGUAGAAUUGCGACCUUUGGAUAAACCAAGUUGA